Larimichthys crocea (large yellow croaker) is the source of this 2418-nucleotide messenger RNA. It is a transcript of the gene bora, whose product is annotated as bora aurora kinase A activator. NCBI's taxonomy places the organism in Eukaryota, Metazoa, Chordata, Actinopteri, Sciaenidae. The record is from RefSeq and is a predicted model, not a curated record. The transcript is spliced from 12 exons. Gene Ontology annotation, molecular function: protein kinase binding. Gene Ontology annotation, biological process: regulation of mitotic nuclear division; activation of protein kinase activity; regulation of mitotic spindle organization. Gene Ontology annotation, cellular component: cytoplasm; nucleus. Bases 169 to 1824 code for a protein of 551 amino acids.
CUCGCUCCUAUUGGCUGGCUGGGCUCGGUGGACGAAAUUGAAAUAAACGUUUGAGUCUCUCUCUGCUGAUUGUUUGCCGACCCUUCAAUGAACAUUGUUUUUUAAAGCUGCCAGCUCAAAGUCCUGCCUCGUUAACAGCUACUGGAAUAUUUGUUGUCAGCGUUAAAGAUGGGGGACCACGUUGAGGUGCAGAUCACCCCAGAGACUCCAGGCAGACCCUCCAUUAGAAACCCAUUUGAAAGCCCCAAUGACUACCACCACCUCCGUGAAGCCCUGGUGCCAAGCCCAUCUGUCUUCAAAUCCAAGCCGUGUAAAGCUACACCUCCCAAGUUUAAUUGGUCCAUAGAUGAAAUGGCCAGUCUUCUCCCAGUGCACAUAGACCCGGAGGAAAUCCAGCGGCAGUCUUUUUACCUCAGCCAAACAAGGAUGGAUUCUGACAUUGAGGAAAAGCGACAGAAUGCUAUUGAGCAGUUUUUCACCAAAGGAGCCAUCGUGCCUUCCCCCUGGGCUGCACCAGACGCCCGUAAAGGCCCUCAGAUCUCUAUGAAAAGUUGUAUGUCUGCCAUGAUUGCAGAGGAGCCAGAAAAGAUCUCAGUUGCUUGUCAGACAACUCUUUCAUUACCUUUGGCUUUUGAUUUGGAGAAAGUACUAGGGGAUUAUUACCGCCAUGAGGAAGCGUGUGACGCUGUGCAGGAGAGUCUCAGUUCCUCUUCCUUAAGACGAAAGCUUUUCCUUGAUGGCCGCGGCAGUUACAGCGGCUCUGACAGCUCCAGCCCACCAAGCCCAGAGAGAGGCCAUGCCAGGCAGGAGAGGCCUUCUCUAACCCAAAAAGAGGGAGCUGUAGAAGGGGUUGAAGCUAUCUCCUCUAUCUUCUCCUCCCCUUUGUCCUGCGGCGCGUUGGCUCCAACUCCUUCUACGGGUCAGUUCUCAUCCAGUCCCAUCCAGCAUGGCUGCUUCCGGGAUUGCAGCCUUGGCAGCAUCGCCAGCCCUCUGUUCCCUGAUAGGUCGUCUCCUGCUGGCCUCGUUUCCCCCACAAUCUCUCCAAUUGCUCGCACACCCAUAAGCUCAGCUGAGAGGAAGCAGCCGAGCAAUCUGACUCCGCACGGCGUCCCCCUGGACAUAGAUGUCACCUCCUGCAAUGAGAGCCCAUUUGUCGAGGGUUGCUCUCCCAUUCGUAGCUGCUCCCCACACCAGCUCCACUGUCACAACGAACCCCAGCACAAUGCCCGACCCAAGCCACGGCCCAGAGUUCGCUGCUGGGCCUCUCCUCCCCUCAUCUCCCCAAUCCUCAACCCUAGACUCCAAGACAAUCAAGAGGCAGAGGAACAACACCCCUGCUCUUCCUCCUCCUCCUCUUCUUCUUCCUCUUCUUCUCUCCCCCCUAUGGAGCUAGAUCCAGCUUCACCCAUGGUCCGCAACGCUCACCCCGCUGACGCUGGGAGAGUCAGCCUGGAUGUUAUGGACCCUGUGAAAAUGGACGAGGACACAGGGGUAGAAGGGAGAUUGGAGGAUGAGGAGGAGGAGGAAGAGGAGGAAGUUGGAGUGCUUUCAGGACAGCUGACCAGCUCUCGUAUGGGCAAUGUGUCAGCAACAGAAAGCUCUCAGAUGUUUGUAUCUCUUUUUGCAGAGGGGAGCAGCAUACGCUACGAUUCCAGCAUGCAGGUGGACAGCGGGUACAACACUACCUCAGCAGGAACCGCCAGUCUUAUCGAUGGCCUUAGCUCAGACUGUCACAGCAAAGAGUCUUUCAAUUCAAACCUGGCAGACGAAGCCUUCCAAGUCACCCGGCACAAUAAAGCAAAGGUGUUUUAUCCACACCACUGAGCCUGAUCUGAAUGAAUUCAAAGGGAUGCCUCCUCCAGUGAAAGCUGAAGAUGAUCAUUUUGCAAUGAAAUACGUUUACACUAAGUUUGAAGCAUUUAUGUCGAAACCGUUUGGUUAGAGUGAAUGGGGUUGAAUGUUUGAGGACGUGUUAACAGAACUGAGGUCUCACAAGUGGUUAUUAGUUGUUGUCGUUUUUGUUUUUUAAGGGUUUAAGUUCAAGUUGCUUGAUUGUAAAGCAAGUGGUUUACUGCAGUAUGAUUUAUCACAGGUUAGAAGGGAGAAGACAAACUAAUAGCUUUAUCAUGCCUCACAGUAAGACACUGAGAAGCUAUAAGUCAACAGUUCUUUUGUACCCGGUGUAUACUGGUGUGAUAAGGGGAGAAAAAAAGAGUAAAUUCUAUAUUAAUCUUGCACAACAUUAACCUCCUUGAAUGCUGUAUUGAUGCUAAUGCUAUCAUUUUGAUUUUAUUUGGUGCCGACACGAUCGACUGAAUAGAUCCUGCCGUUCAGAUGACAUCAGAUUUGUACUGUAUUUAUGUUUUUAUAAAACCGUUUUAUCAUGAUAUUUUUAUAUGAUGAGAACUUCCUUUUUAU